CCCCCCUGCAGCCCCCCUCCGCCCCCCUCACCGCCCAGCUGGAGCGCAUCGCUGAGGAGCUGGUGGGCGGCUUCCAGCGGCAGAUGGAGGCGGUGGCGGACAACAUGCGGGCGGGGGAGGCGGCGUUCGAGGACCUCAGCGAGCUGCUGGAGGGCGGGCAGGGGUUCGACUCCUCGCAGGGGGUGUGGCGCCGCAGUGGCUGGCGGGAGCUGGACAAGCUGAGGGAGAUCCUGGAACGAGUCCCCGAGCUUCGUGAGCUGGUGCGGCAGCUGGGUCGGGGCGGCGGGCGGGGGCCGCUGCGGCGGGCGCCCGAGGAGCUGGAGGCGAGGGGGUGUCCGCCCGGGGUGAUCCGUUCGCCCCUGCAGCCGGAGGAGGUCCGCGGUCUGACCCGCUCCGGCGACCUGAGUCGCAUGCUGCCAUCCGAGAUGGCGCUGCUGGCUCACGGGUGGCCUCGGAAGAUGAGGGGGCGGGGGGG
Astrephomene gubernaculifera is the source of this 475-nucleotide messenger RNA. The record is from the annotation of a GenBank genome assembly. NCBI's taxonomy places the organism in Eukaryota, Viridiplantae, Chlorophyta, Chlorophyceae, Chlamydomonadales, Astrephomenaceae.